AGCAGAUAGAUCUAGAUCUAGUAUCCUUAGACAAAGACUGGACAGACUGUUUUAGACGAAGGAUUCAUUAUUUCAUCUUGAUCCAAGCGUAGGCCUAAUCUAUAGUUUAAGUUUGUAGGCCAAAAAUCUAUUUUGUGUUUGGUUAGUCGAAACAUAAAGACACACAAAGAUCAGUAGGCUAGACUGAAAAUGAUAUAAUAUAGUGACCUCCACUACUGGCCUCGGGUUUGCUUUAGAAAGACCAUGUUAAGUAUUUUAUUUUGUAGGCCCUUCUAUUAAAAUGCAUGCAUGCAUCUAGGCCUACAUUAAAUCAGCAUUUCUCGAUGUUGAUAAACUUUAUAAAGUGAAGUCUCCGCCUAUAAUAAUUUAAGAUCCCACCGCUUACAAUCCCAGUUCGCUUAAGAUCCUGCUGUUUUAAGAAAACAUAAUUUUUGCUACAUACAAAAAGUCACCCCUAACAUCCCACUCUGAAGGACAAUAUUUGGCGCAUGGCUAACAUCUUGCAUUUGAGAUGAUUUAUAAUUUAUGGAACCAAAACCCGCGAAUGGGUGCAUAGCUGAUCAGCCGAGCUGUAAGAUUUGCGAUCAUCGUACUGCCCGUUGCAUCACAGAUCAUCCGCUCUCAUGAAAGUGAUCACCAGCUCCUUUGUGAAUCCCAUUGAAAAGAUAAAAGUGCUACACAAAGACUUGAGGCUGAAGUAGAACAAUCAGGAAAAACAUGGCUGCACCAGAUCCAUCCACCAUUGAAAUCAAAUAUACUAAGCUGUUCAUCAACAAUGAAUUUGUGGAUGCCAUCAGGGGCAAAACUGUCCCGAUCAUCAAUCCAGCCACCGAGAAAGUGCUCUGUGAAGUUCAAGCAGCUGAAAAGGAUGAUGUUGACCUUGCUGUGAAAGCUGCCACCGAUGCCUUCAAACUGGAUUCUCCGUGGAGGUCGAUGGAUGCGUCAAAGAGGGGCCGGCUACUCUCUAAAUUCGCUGAACUUCUUGAGAGAGAUUCAGAAUAUUUGGCGGCUGUUGAAACACUUGACAAUGGAAAGCCAUACUUUGAUGCAAAUGAUGAUGUUACAGCUACCAUUGAUGUCUUCAAAUACUAUGCUGGAUGGUGUGAUAAAAUAUGUGGCAAGACAAUCCCAACUGAUGGACCGUACUUCACGUACACACGACACGAGCCUGUGGGGGUUUGUGGACAGAUCAUUCCGUGGAACUACCCAAUCAAUAUGUUGUCAUGGAAACUGGGCCCGGCCCUGGCCUGUGGUAACACAGUUGUCCUGAAGCCCUCGGAGCUGACUCCACUGACUGCCUUGUACUGUGGACAGCUCUUCAAGGAGACUGGCCGUAAGGUGAUGACGGCAGCGGCCCAGAGUAACCUAAAGAGAGUGAGCCUGGAGCUGGGGGGGAAGAGUCCGCUCAUCAUCUUUGCUGAUUGUGACGUGGACUACGCGGCCACAUGCGCCCACGGUGCCAUCAUGUACAACCACGGGCAGAACUGUUGCGCCGGAUCGCGCACCUUCGUGCAGGAAGAGAUCUACGACAAGUUUGUGGAGAAGUCACGGGAGCUGGUGCAGAACCGUUCUGUCGGUGACCCUUUUGACCCCUUGACCCAGCAGGGACCUCUGGUGGACAGGAAGCAGUUUGACAAAGUUCUGCACUACAUGAAGCGGGGCAAGGAGGAAGGGGCAACGCUGGUCUUUGGCGGGGAGCGGGUGGGCAGCCAGGGAUUCUUUGUGCAGCCCACUGUCUUCGCUGAUGUGGAGGACAAGAUGAGCAUUGCUACCGAUGAGGGUGAACUGUUACGACAUUGUCACCUGCCAGACCCCCUUUGGAGGUUUCAAACAGUCCGGUGUUGGUCGUGAGCUCGGCGAGUACGCCCUCAAGGAGUACACGGAGGUCAAGACGGUGACCGUGCAGAUACCCCAGAAAAAUUCUUAAAUCCCGAUGGAGGUUUCUCCACUUCAACAGACGUGGAGCCAUUUCUGUUUGCGUGUGGUUUUGCAAACACGAUAAACUCUGCGCUGCUGUCGGCUGAGGAAAAGGCCUUUGUUUUCAUUUUUGCCACCAAUUUUUGACAUUUGCAAAAUCGAGAGCCUGAUCAGGAACCCUACUUGUGUGAAAAAAAAUCAAAGUGAAAUUUUGACUAGUUUAUGAAUAAAUUAGAAUUCAACUUUCGGAA
This is a messenger RNA of Aplysia californica (California sea hare), 2168 nucleotides long. Its product is annotated as aldehyde dehydrogenase, mitochondrial. The record is from RefSeq and is a predicted model, not a curated record. Lineage: Eukaryota; Metazoa; Mollusca; Gastropoda; Aplysiida; Aplysiidae. Gene Ontology annotation, molecular function: aldehyde dehydrogenase (NAD+) activity.